Trichosurus vulpecula (common brushtail) is the source of this 798-nucleotide messenger RNA. It is a transcript of the gene C9H3orf62, whose product is annotated as chromosome 9 C3orf62 homolog. The record is from RefSeq and is a predicted model, not a curated record. The transcript has 3 exons. Lineage: Eukaryota; Metazoa; Chordata; Mammalia; Diprotodontia; Phalangeridae. The coding region runs from base 34 to 798 and encodes 254 amino acids.
UGUAUAACAGAACCAUGGCCAUUUUUAGGUGAAAUGUCUGAAAAGCUAAGAAGAUGCAGAAAGGAGCUGACAGCAGCCAUUGACCGUGCAUUUGAAGGCAUCAGUCAUUCUCAAGAGUGCCCAAGUCAGCAAAAGCCAGACUUGGACACCUCGCCUUCUUCCUUCUCUAUUCAGAUGAAUAAACUUCUUUGCAGGAGAUAUCCUUCCACCACUUCCUAUGUUGGUCAGUUUGCUCCUGUUUCCUGUGCUCCUGAAAAUGAGAACCCUGUCUUUGUACCAAACCAUAUCCCAGUAAAUAUGAAGCCACAUACUUUAUGCCCAAAAAGAAAACCUUUGACCAGCAAGGAAAAUGUGUUGAUACAUUCCUCGAUUUUUGUACCUGAAAGGCAGUUUCUGAGAGCCACUGGAGAUGGGGAAAGUUGGAGAAAAGAAAGUUUAAGGAAAGAUGUGGAUAGAUAUUUGAAGGUUGAAGCCAACGUUCCUCUCAACAAUUCCAACCAAGAAAUCACAAAGGAUCUACUUGAUAUGAUUGACCAUACGAGCAUCCGAACUAUUGAAGAAUUGGCUGGAAAGCUAGAAUUUGAAAAUGAGUUAAACCGGGUUUGCAGUCGCUCAGAAGAUUCCCCCUUUAAAGAGGAAGUCCUGGCUCUCUUCAUGGAUGAGAGCCCACACAAGGCCACAGAAGCAGAAGCAAGUUGCCUAAAGCCAACUUUUGAUGACCAGAAUAUCAUAGAAACUGUCUUGGAUUUGGAAGAGGACUAUAAUUUGAUGACCUCUUUUAAAUACCAUAUUAAGUAA